This is a messenger RNA of Auanema sp. JU1783, 3453 nucleotides long. NCBI's taxonomy places the organism in Eukaryota, Metazoa, Nematoda, Chromadorea, Rhabditida, Rhabditidae. The record is from the annotation of a GenBank genome assembly.
AUGUCACGCAGUGAGGCUGAUCGUGCGCGUGCUCUUCUAGCUUUUAGUAAAAGCUUUAAAAAAGUGCGCAGAGCUCAAACAGCGGCUCCGAGGAGACGACGGCGACGUCGCCGUUUACGUAGACGGCGAUGGCGAUCAGCUCCGGAGUUUCAUAUAAUUCCACGUCCAAUUAUUCGUCAGAGAAGUAGUAGCAUAGGUGAACCAGCAGCUGGAGGGGUUGUUGCUGUGCCUGAAGAGAAUGCUUCAUCAAACUUAGGCAAUAAUGCUUCUGUUGCAAAUGGAAGUAUAAGAAAAAACAAUUUGACAGUAGGCUUAAGACCCAAAGUCCAAUUACUUGAUGUGUACAGAGAGCGACGUUUCCUUUCGACUGUGUUGGAUGGUGGCCAGACAACAUCAGCAAAUGCUUUUUAUAAAAGCAUUGACGCUGCUCCAAAUAUGAACGUAACGCGAACGAAGACAAGUAUACCGUUAGUCUCGGAGCUGACAAUGGCUACAAAGAGAGCGCAAGCAGGCUUAGCAAAUGCAGCUAAAACCACAUUUGGAGAUGAGGAAUUGAAAAAUCAUGUCUACCGCAAAUGUCUUCAAGCUUUAAUAUAUCCAAUCAGUUGCACCACACCCCACAACUUUUCCACAACAAACUUUCAAACUCCGACUUGGUGUUAUGAGUGCGAAGGAUUACUAUGGGGUUUAGCUAGACAAGGUCUGAGAUGUACUGAAUGUGGAGUGAAAGUGCACGAGAAAUGUAAAGAUCUAUUGAGUGCGGAUUGUUUGCAAAGAGCUGCUGAAAAAAGUUCUAAACAUGGAGAGGCCGAUCGAACACAAUCGCUCGUAGCUGUGAUAAGAGAUCGAAUGAAAAUCCAAGAAAAGAACAAACCAGAAAUUUUUGAAACGAUACGAAACACAUUCGAAGUUGAUGAGAAGAGUCAGCAGGAAACUCUGAAGCAGGUUAAAACGAGUAUCUUGGAAGGAAGUAGCAAAUGGAGUGCGAAAAUUACUUUAACAGUAAUGUGUGCUCAAGGACUGAUUGCAAAGGAUAAAAGCGGAAAAAGUGAUCCUUAUGUGACUGCUCAAGUUGGAAAAGUGAAGAGAAGAACUCGAACUAUCCACCAAGAGUUAAACCCAGUGUGGAACGAAAAAUUUUUUUUCGAAUGCCAUAACUCAACGGAUCGGAUAAAAGUUCGAGUUUGGGAUGAAGACAAUGAUCUGAAGUCUAAACUGCGACAGAAGUUAACACGUGAAUCUGACGACUUCCUUGGACAAACCGUCAUAGAAGUUCGUACUUUGAGUGGUGAAAUGGAUGUCUGGUAUAAUCUAGAAAAGAGGACUGAUAAGUCGGCUGUUUCGGGAGCUAUCCGAUUACAUAUCAGUGUUGAGAUAAAGGGAGAAGAGAAACUUGCUCCUUACCAUGUACAGUACACAUGUCUUCAUGAGCAUCUAUUUCAAGCUCAUUGCAAUGAGAUUGAUGAAGUUCGUCUACCGGAAAUCAAAGGUGAAGAAAGCUGGAAGAUUUACUUCGAAGAUAUAGGCCAGGAAAUAGUUGAUGAAUUUGCUAUGCGUUACGGAAUCGAAAGUAUCUAUCAGGCUAUGACUCAUUUUGCUUGUUUGUGUACAAAGUAUAUGAGUGCGGGAGUUCCAGCAUUCCUUUCAACUUUAUUAGCGAACAUUAACGCAUAUUAUGCUCAUACGACUGCUACUUCUGCUGUAUCCGCUUCUGAUCGGUUCGCUGCCUCAAACUUCGGGAAAGAUCGUUUCGUAAAGUUAUUGGAUCAGUUGCACAACAGUUUACGGAUAGAUCUCUCAAUGUAUCGGAAGUAUUUUCCCUCUUCCUCGUCUGCAAAACUGCAGGAUCUCAAAUCCACAGUUGAUCUUCUAACGUCCAUCACUUUUUUUCGUAUGAAGGUUCUCGAACUGGCGAGUCCACCGAGAGCCUCCAGUGUUGUCAAAGAGUGUGCGAAAGCUUGUAUGCAGGCUACUUAUCAAGUCAUGUUUGAAUCAUGCUGUGACGAAGUUGCUCCAUCACCAGAUUCAGUCCAAUUUUGGUUCACAUUCUUAGAUUACAUCAUGAGAGUGAUAGAGGAUGAUAAGCACAUUUAUGCUCCAGUGUUGAACCAAUUUCCACAAGAGUUAAAUGUUGGACAGCUUUCAGCCGCCACCUUAUGGCAAAUGUACAAGACGGAUUUGAAAAUAGCUUUAGAAGAACAUGCUCAAACAAAGAAAUGCUCAACGCCAGAUUAUAUGAACUUAUAUUUCAAAGUGAAAGGAUUUUAUUUCAAAUAUGUCGCAGAAAUGCCACAAUAUAAGCAGACUAUUCCCGAAUUUCCAGCUUGGUUUAUUCCGUUCGUUAUGGAUUGGUUGAAUGAGAACGAUGAGCAUUCAAUGGACAUUCUUCGAAAUGCCUACAACCGCGACAAAUCUGAUAACUUUCCGCAAACUUCUGAACACACUAAGUUUUCAAACUCUGUUGUUGAUGUCUUUACACAGCUUAAUGAGGCUCUCAAACUACUCAAACAGAUGGACUGCCCUAAUCCUGAAGUUUAUGCUGACAUGAUGAAACGUUUCAGUAAAACAUUGAACAAGGUUCUACUCGCUUAUGCUGAUAUGGUUCAGAAAGAUUUUCCGCGAUUUGCUGCGAAUGAAAAGCUUGCUUGUAUUUUAAUGAACAAUGUGCAACAGCUUCGAGUUCAAUUGGAAAAAAUCUACGAGAACAUGGGUGGAAAAUCUUUAGAUGAAACUGCUAGUGCCGUUUUGACACAACUUCAGAAAAAACUGAACUCAGUUUUAGACAAGCUGUCAGGACAGUUCGUUAUAACGCUUGAACCACAAAUUCAUGAGAAAGUAGUGCAACUUGGAGCUCUAUUAUCCAAAAUAAAAGGUCCACAAUUACAAAAAACUCAAGUGGCUGCUGAUGCGGAUGCUGUACUAGAUCCACUAAUGGAUUUAUUGGAGGGUUCUCUUCAACGUUAUGCGCAACAAUGCGAGAAAACAGUUCUAAAAUACAUUUUGAAGGAGUUAUGGAGAGUUACUGUUGUAAGCAUGGAAAAGCUGGUAGUUCUUCCUCCAAUGUCGGACAAAGCGAUUCUCAAACAGCUUCCCAAUGCCAAAAUUGGUGAUGUGACUAAACUGAUGUCUACGAAUGUGACAAACAUAAAAGGCAUGAGCUCAUUGAAGGAUGUCUUGGAAAGUUGGCGAGACACAGAACGCUCGUUGACUCCCAAGCAAUGUACGGUUCUUGAUGCAGCAUUAGAUGCAAUCAAAGAGUGUUUCCAUGCGGGUGGACAAGGUUUGAAAAAAUCUUUCUUCGAGAAAAGCCCUGAGUUACAAUCUCUGAAAUAUGCAUUGAGCUUGUACACGCAAACGACGGAUCAGCUGAUAAAAACUUUCAUCACGAGUCAGAAAAACCAAGGUAAUAUCCUUCACCAAUUUUCUGAUUCUGAAUUCUUAUUCGAACUAUAG